Messenger RNA from Venustampulla echinocandica, 816 nucleotides. RefSeq lists its product as uncharacterized. The record is from RefSeq and is a predicted model, not a curated record. The transcript has 2 exons. The coding region runs from base 1 to 816 and encodes 271 amino acids. NCBI's taxonomy places the organism in Eukaryota, Fungi, Ascomycota, Leotiomycetes, Helotiales, Pleuroascaceae.
AUGAGCCACCACUCGCCGCCACAGCCACCGGGAGUUGAGGACCUAGAGGUCGAGGGGAACGUACAUGCAAUUACCCUUAGUUCUGAUGGCCACGCGACGCUAUUCUACCACGACGAAGAGAUUAUCAGCAACUUCCAUGCUCAAAUCAACGUGAUGAAUCAACACACUCUUCUUCUCGAGCAGAAACUACACAGCAGCAACGAAGAUUGCGAGUCCGCAAGGGAACAGCUAUACGAGAGCGAGAUCGCUCGAUAUAACGAACUGCAAUCGCGGACAGCAUUCCAGCGUCAUCUCCAACUCGAGCAACACAGGUAUAGCGAAUGUACCCGAGCGUACCAAUCGCUCCACCUGCAGCACAGCCAGAUGACGACCGAUAUGGAAGCUAUUUUCACAUUCAACGAGAUGCUACGGCAAGAAGUCGAGCAUAGUCAGUUUAUUAUUGAAUCUAUGGCGGAGAAGAUCGCGACCUUCGAAACCGCAGCAGAGGCCAUGAUCAAAUCACUGAAGGAGCGGUCGACAGAACACCUCGACGCGGUGGUUGCGGCCCACGGCCCUGAGCCCCCCGCUGCGAUAGAUCACGCCGAACCAAAGACUGAGGCCCGAAGCCCUGAGCCUUCAGCCACCAUGCUAACGGCUACCGAGCUGGUUGGAUUGCCCAAGGCAACGAGUACUACGCCACGCCCCACCUCUUCGGCUUCUCCUACUAAAAAGCGGCGAUCACAAAAGGCAUCAAGUAGAUCCGAGGGGAGCGGGAAGUCAAGGAAAUUAAAGUCUUUAUCGAGUGAAAUCGCGGUAGAUGCUCAGGAUAGAGCUUGA